Drosophila teissieri is the source of this 5776-nucleotide messenger RNA. Its product is annotated as MAP/microtubule affinity-regulating kinase 3-like. The record is from RefSeq and is a predicted model, not a curated record. Lineage: Eukaryota; Metazoa; Arthropoda; Insecta; Diptera; Drosophilidae. Gene Ontology annotation, biological process: intracellular signal transduction; protein phosphorylation; microtubule cytoskeleton organization. Gene Ontology annotation, cellular component: cytoplasm. The transcript has 16 exons. The coding region runs from base 1124 to 4684 and encodes 1186 amino acids. Gene Ontology annotation, molecular function: protein serine/threonine kinase activity; tau-protein kinase activity; ATP binding.
CUAAUCAACUGAUUAACUCAGAAGGUAGCAUUUGAACGUAUUAGGUGAUUGAUUGAUUUUGAUAGAGAAGCAAAGUCCAAUCGAAAGUUACUAUAAUCGUUGUGAAUCAGGGAAGAAGCGCUUUGCGUAACUUGGUGGAACUUGUAUAUUGCGCACAUGCGCAGAACACUAAACUCUGGCAGCAAACACGGCUAAAAGUUUCUUUCCCAGCGUUACGCUCAGUGGAACUCGCACACUCACACACUCGCACACCUUUCGAGCUCCAAACGGGGCUUCUCUUUGUGGGAGAACAAGUACACAGAUACAGAUACGAAUAGAGAUACUCACUGUGUUGGUGGUAGUGGUGCUCCACCAGUGGAGAGGGCUGCCCACUGAUCGUGUGCUUGUGCUGGUGUGUUGGUGUAUUAAGGCCGACGCCGCUGCCGCAGUCGACGUCGCUGCUCCAAGCGAUUCCGUGCUUUUGGAAUACUCCGCGCUCUCGCUCUCCGGCACUCCAGUUCCAGUUGCUGAGUGGCCAAGUGGCUCUUUGGCUGCUGAGCCCUGUUUAGCUUUGUUAUUCGGUGUCUUCUGCGUUUUGCUGUGUUUUUUGUUGUUGUAAAUCGUAUAGUUGUAGUCGUAGUCAAUCGGCGACGUUUACGUCAGAGUUACAGAGGAGAAGCUAUAAUUUAGUACCAAUAACCAAACCCCCACGUAAAACGAGUGCGAAAAAUUGCGAAAGCCGCGUGCCUCUGCGAUAAGAUAAGCGUGUACGGCUAAGAACUCCUCCGGCCAACGAAACGAACCUUUUAAUAAUCGGGAUUUGCGCGAAAUGUGAUUUUUUAUUGUCCAUAGCUGAAGUGAAAAAAAAAGAAAGAAAAUACGCACACACUAUCAAACGACCAAUGUAUAUAACCUAACUGUGUUUUUCAGCAGUGAAAAAGUCGGCUCAAUUGUCUAAAAUGUAAGAACAAUAAACACGCCAAGCGCCAGUUGAAAAAGAAAUAAAAUAAAAGAAAAAGUAGCGAUCUCUCCGAGCAACAAGUACUUGUGCACCAACACACUCAAGGGAAGUAGUGCCACGACAAAAAAGCCAAAGAGAGAAAAAACGCAGAGAAACCGAAACCAACAGCAAGACGGAGGAGCUAUGGAGGCCACCACUACCACAACACCUGACUUGAAUCGCGGCGAUGCCACCAGGAAGAGUGUGCGGCUGUAUGCCGCCCGCAAGGGGGCGGCACCUGCACCGCCCAAGCUCAGUGUGGCGCCAUCUAGCAACCAGAACAGCAACCACAGCUGCAGCAUCACCAGCAGCAGCAACAACAACAAUAAUAGCAGCAAUAACUUGCCGGCAAUAGAAAAGGUAACGGAACUGCGUCCAACACAUCUUGCCAACCAGGAUCUCGAUGGAGCCACCGAAGACGACAGCAUAGUGGAGCUGCGACGACGUGAUGCCCAAGUCACUCCAUUGCCCAGAAUAGCCGUAUCGGCCUUGCCCACCCUGCAGCCGCAUCCCACGCCCAAAGAACGCCAAAAGCCGCCUAUGCCACGCCUUCUGUCUACCGAAGACGAUGCCGGUGUGUCCUUUGCCCUCGGCUCCAUCGAGAAGCACAUUCACAACGUGGAGGAGAGCUUCAGGCAACAGCAGCAAAACCAACAAUCCCAAUCAUCGAUGGACGUCAUGAAACUGGAGAUCAAGCGCAAGCAGAGCAAGCGCUACGGUGAAACGGAAAACCUUUUGCGACCGGGCAUAAGUGACAUGUCCUCCGAGAAUGACUUUCAGUAUUUGGGCGGCAGGCGGGCAGGCGAUCUGGAUGACAGCAAUGAGCUGAUGCUAUCGGAAUUCCAGCGUGGCAGCGACGGUCGUAACUCGAUCGGAGCGUAUUCCAAGAACUCGGCAGCUGCCACAAACGGAGCAAAUGCUGUGAAGGCUAAACUGGCACGUACUGCCUCCGACACGAAGAAUAAUGAUACGGUGCUGGCCAUGAGGGCCACUCUAAAGCAGAAGCAGCAGUUGCAGGACGAGAAACAGCCGGCGGUAUGGCGACCAGCUGGCACGGCACCCGUUCCGGCGGCCAGGAGCUCCUCCUCCACCAUGUCCACCUCCGCCAGUCGUGGCGGUAGUAGCAGCAGCGUAGUGGAUGGAGUGACUCCAUCUAAGCUAACGGCCACCACCAUUUCGGCGUCCAAGCGGCGUGAGGAGAAUUUGCGACAAUUUGAAGCUUUGUUGGCCCAGAAGUCUUCCCAUCGUCAUGGAGCAUCCUCUGGAGCAUCUGGUGCUGCGGGAACUGGAAGUAAUGCAGCCAGCUCGAAAAGACGGUCGGAGCGGCCAAUUGUGGCGCCCAUUCCGCCUUACAAUUCCAGUCGAGCAGAGCCGGUGACUAGCUCGACCACACGUGGUGUUGACCCAACGUCUCAUUUGGGACAUGAAUCAAGAUCCGGUAGAGAAACAGGCAUAGCUCACCCGCCUGUAGGACGCCAUCCCACUAGCCGCGUACCCAGCGUAGUGGCAAACCGCAGCAAUGUGUACAGCAACAAUGCUGCGCAGGGUUCGCCUAACAUGCAAAUGCGGAGUAGUGCUCCUAUGCGAUGGCGCGCUACUGAGGAGCAUAUUGGCAAAUACAAACUCAUAAAGACGAUCGGCAAGGGCAAUUUCGCCAAGGUGAAACUAGCGAAACACCUGCCCACUGGCAAGGAGGUGGCCAUCAAGAUAAUUGACAAGACCCAACUCAAUCCUGGGUCACUACAGAAACUCUUUAGAGAGGUUAGAAUAAUGAAGAUGCUGGAUCACCCCAACAUAGUUAAAUUGUUCCAAGUAAUCGAAACCGAGAAGACGCUCUAUCUGAUCAUGGAGUACGCAUCCGGCGGAGAGGUCUUCGACUAUCUGGUUCUCCACGGACGCAUGAAGGAGAAGGAGGCGCGCGUUAAGUUUCGACAAAUCGUCUCAGCCGUGCAAUAUUGUCAUCAAAAAAGAAUAAUUCACAGGGACUUAAAAGCUGAAAACCUUUUGCUGGACAGCGAACUGAACAUCAAAAUCGCUGACUUUGGCUUUUCGAACGAGUUCACGCCUGGCUCAAAGCUGGACACGUUCUGCGGUAGUCCGCCGUAUGCGGCACCGGAACUGUUUCAGGGCAAGAAGUACGACGGACCCGAGGUCGAUGUUUGGUCGCUGGGCGUCAUCCUGUAUACGUUAGUGAGCGGUUCCCUGCCCUUCGACGGCUCCACCUUGAGGGAGUUGCGUGAACGCGUGCUCAGAGGCAAAUAUAGAAUUCCCUUCUAUAUGUCGACUGACUGCGAAAACUUGCUCCGCAAAUUCUUAGUACUGAAUCCCGCAAAGCGUGCUAGUCUGGAAACAAUCAUGGGCGACAAAUGGAUGAACAUGGGGUUUGAGGAAGACGAACUCAAGCCCUAUAUUGAGCCCAAAGCCGAUUUAGCCGAUCCCAAGCGGAUAGGUAAGACGGAAGCUCUAGUCGCGAUGGGCUACAAUCGGUCGGAGAUCGAGGCUUCGCUCUCCCAGGUGCGCUACGAUGAUGUUUUCGCCACAUAUUUGCUGCUGGGUCGCAAGAGUACAGACCCGGAAAGUGACGGAUCGCGAUCAGGCUCCUCGCUCUCACUGCGCAACAUCUCGGGCAACGAUGCGGGCGCCAAUGCUGGCAGUGCGAGUGUCCAGAGUCCCACGCACAGAGGUGUCCACAGGAGCAUAUCGGCGUCCAGCACAAAGCCAAGUCGUCGAGCCUCGUCUGGUGCGGAAACUUUGCGUGUUGGACCGACAAAUGCGGCAGCAACAGUUGCGGCGGCCGCGGGAGCCGUUGGUGCGGUUAAUCCAAGCAAUAACUACAAUGCUGCAGGAUCAGCGGCGGAUCGAGCAUCAGUUGGCAGCAACUUCAAGCGACAGAACACAAUCGACUCGGCUACGAUUAAGGAGAACACAGCGCGACUGGCCGCUCAGAAUCAGAGACCCGCUUCGGCCACCCAAAAGAUGCUCACCACGGCAGACACCACACUGAACAGUCCCGCCAAGCCGAGAACGGCAACGAAGUACGAUCCGACGAAUGGCAAUCGCACGGUCAGCGGCACAAGUGGCAUCAUUCCACGUCGCUCUACCACGCUUUAUGAAAAGACUUCGUCGACGGAGAAAACCAACGUUAUUCCUGCAGAGACAAAUCUGUUCGAUCGACUUAGAAUGGCAUCGGCUGUUAAAUCAAGCAGACACUUUCCAAGGAAUGUUCCAUCACGUUCAACCUUUCACUCUGGUCAAACCAGAGCACGAAACAACACAGCGCUGGAAUACUCGGGCACCAGCGGUGCCUCCGGCGACUCCUCCCAUCCGGGUCGCAUGAGCUUCUUCUCCAAACUCUCCUCACGUUUUAGCAAACGUCCCACAACCGCAGACGAUUCGGCGAAGCCACGAGUUCUACGAUUCACAUGGUCAAUGAAAACCACAUCGCCGCUGAUGCCCGAACAAAUAAUGCAAAAGAUCAGGGAGGCGCUGGACCAGAAUAACUGCGACUACGAGCAGCGGGAGACUGAAUUCGUCUUGUGGUGCGUGCAUGGAGAUCCCAAUACUGAUUCACUGGUGCAAUGGGAAAUAGAAGUGUGCAAGCUGCCACGACUCUCUCUGAAUGGAGUGCGUUUCAAGCGAAUCUCCGGCACCAGCAUUGGCUUCAAGAACAUUGCGACUCGCAUUGCUUCUGACCUCAAACUGUGACUUAACCAAACGAACAACGAGGGGAAUGCGGCCGCCACCGCCUCGCGGCCCACUGAUCCAUCCGACACCUUGACCACCGCCAAUUGUCGGAGGCCGAGCAACGACAGCACCUCCCGGCUGUCGGAGCUCUCUCUUCUAUGUCGCUCUCUAACCAGCCAGCAGGGCUCCCAGCGGCGUAAGAAGAGCAGGCUGUCCACCGGUGGCAGCGAGGAUCAGAAGAAAUCGAACUCGUUGCUUUCGGCGUUCCAUAUGUACUCUCCCUUCAGUUCCAAGGAGAAUCUGCAGUCCAGCGAGGAGGUUGAAGAUCUACACGUGAUUGACACACAGCCAGGACACUCCGUGGAUGUGCCACUCUUCUCUGACUUUAGCCCAAUUAAUCCGAUUAUGGAAGAGGAUUCUGAGGGCGUUGAAGGCGGCAAAACCAGUGAAGCCAAAGGCAUUAGUGUUGGCGGUGGGCAAAAGGGCAAAGGCGAUGGCGGUGGCAGUGGCGGUAGUGGGGGCAAUAGAUUGAAGAGGAACAUCAAGCACACCGGGAGCCUGAUUGUGCGUAAACUAACUGCCGGCAGGCACAAUGAUGCGGACAAGAAGGGUGCGAUUAGGAAGAAGGAUAAGGAGCAGCAGGAAGUGGCGGACACGGAUAAGGAGAAACCAGGCAGCAAGCCGGAGGGCAAGGUAGCCAUGCUGCGCACCACAACCCUCUAAUGGAAUGGAACACGGGCGUGGCAUGAGCAAUACGUUUAAUUGUGGGGCAGUUUGUAUCUAUUGAAUGAGUGAUUAUGAAGGCAACGCGGCGAAUCCCUGCUGGAAUCUCAAGAAAUAAUUAAUGUUAGCAUCUCUCCGUAGAUCGAACGUAUUGAUAUAUUACUACACAUUACAAUCAAGCAGACAAAACUCCUCUAUCUAUCCACACUGACAUGCAUUAGCACCCGCAUAGAUACGCACAUAUUUACAUACGUUAUUUAUUAGGAACCUAGUUAAUGGGCCAGCAAUAUUUGUCAUCGAGCAGCAUGCAAGAUGGAACAGAAGUGAAUAUAAGGGUAACAGAAACACCACUCAAUAAAACAGUAACAAUAAAUAUUAACAAGAAACCAA